Molecule: messenger RNA, 11891 nt
Organism: Prinia subflava (tawny-flanked prinia)
Lineage: Eukaryota; Metazoa; Chordata; Aves; Passeriformes; Cisticolidae
Gene: RNF44
Product: ring finger protein 44
Biological process (GO): protein ubiquitination
Molecular function (GO): ubiquitin protein ligase activity
Source: RefSeq, a predicted model, not a curated record
GGCCGGCUCCAUAGUGGUGUCUAAAAAUACUGCUAAUGCGGAGUGCCUGCUGGGCGCCUUUGUUUGUCACCUUUGGGUGUCUGCUCUGGCACUGGCCAGGUGGUGUCACACCCCUUGAGCCGUGGGUUAGGUUCAGCAGGUGAACUGUGGCCCCUCCAUCCCCCCCCUGCACUGGGACGUGGUGCCAGUGGAGACAGGGCAGGUGUUGGCAUGGGAGGUGAGGCAGGAGGCACCUGUGUGUGUUAGGGAGUGCCACCUCCCUGCAGUGCCACCUCCCUGCAUGCAGCCAUGCAAGGAGUCUUGGUGGGAUGGCAAAGCUUUGUUUCUCUAGCCUUGCUUGGAGCUGGGCAUUCUCCAAGUGGUGGCUGUUUUGUGUCCCAGAAAUCUGUCCUGAUAUCCCCUUGCAAGUACCAGCUGGUUUGAGUACAGAUCUGGAGUUGGGCCCUGGUGGUGUGGUCUGUCCACCACUGGCAUUGUGUGCCAGGGCAGAGCUCACUAGAGCUGGGGCUGCUGGACCUUUCCUCUGUGGCUGCCACCAUGGUGUGUCCUGGCACUGACGGGACUUGGACUGUGGCAACCUGCUGCUUUCUGGCUGAGCAAAGGUGGGAGGAACGAAGGGAUAUGCACCUGGGACAGAGGAAAAUGAUGUGAUGGGUGCUGGGGGGCACCUGGGUGCUGGCCCAGGCCAAGGGCUAAUCAGCACUCUGAUGUCCACUCCAUGGCUCUGCCUGGUGCAGCUCUGGCUGCUGCUGUGGUCCCUCCAUCUGCUGCCAGGCUCUGGAAGCUCCCGCUGCAGCGGAGGGAGAGUCUUGCAGGGGUGGUGAGAGCCAUCUGGAGCCUACUGGCCUGGCAGGCUGGCAGGGGGAAGGUGUUGUGUGGCAGGGCAGCAGCAGAGGGCUGGGAAGGGCAGGAAACACUGAGCCUGUGUGCCUGGGUCUCAGUGAUGAGCCUCUUCCACUUUGUGUGCAGAGAGGUCAGAGAGGUGGUGGCUGCUCUUGGUUCCCAGCUGGUGCUUGUGGUGGGCUCUGACUCCAGCUGUCAGCUGUGGGAGCUGAGCUUUGUGCCUCUUCACUGUGGAGCAAAUAGGGAGAGGUCACCCUGCUGGCCUUUAGGGUCAUGGCUGUCUACAUUCUUGGGGCCCUUCACUGGAGAGGGAGCGUUGCUGCUGCCUCUGUUCUUGCCAGGCAGUAACUCUGAAGCCACACAUGGCAGUGGUGUUCCCCUGAGCAGUGAAACACACUGUCCCUACCUGCUGUGCUGUGUGGCUCCCUUUGGUGAGCGAGGAACAAAGAAUGGGGUAGGAGACUUUGCAAAUCCCAUUGAUCCACACCUUGGAAGCUGCGUGUUUGCAUCUGCCUGUCCGGGACCAGGGCCCUGUGAGGGGAAUUGAUCAAGCUGUAAAACCCAGAGCCAGCUAAUGAAAUAGGGACUAUAGAUUUUUAUUUUAAAUGGAAGAGAGUUUAGGAGAGAUUUAAUUAUCCUUGGUUUAUGGACCUGUUAGAGGAAUGAAAUAACAGCUGGCAGGUAAGGGCUGGGCUUCAGCUCGCUGCACUUUUCUCACAGGUUGUCUGCAGAACUGGUCAAGUUUUGCCACCCAGGGUGGACUGGGGAAUGAUGUAAAGUCACUCAGAGCAGAGUUAAACAGGGUGAAGUCCUGCUUAUCCUGCUGGGUGUUCCUGCUCCCUGCCGGGAGUAUUUGUGCUGAAAUACCAGAAGGGCUAGCCCUGGGCAAUUUGGGCUGGUGUAAGAACAGCUCUGCUUGGUCCCUGGGGCUUGGUGUGUGCCAGUCCUUGUGCUAGUGGACAUCAGAGAGUUUGGGAGCCCCGUACUCACUGGGCUGUCUCCCUGUAGGUAUAAUUUUCCUGGGGCUGUGGGCACUGAGCUCUCACUGACGCUCGUGUACCUGCGCAGUGUGUGGAGUUUGUAAAGGAGAGCUGCAGAGCGCUGGGAUUUGCUGGGCUCAGCUGUGUGUUGGACACAAGCUGUAACGCUGUCACUACAGCCACUCCUCCUGUGUGCAUCCACUCCUCUGUCACGUGAGGCUGGCCGCAGGGCACAGCUGGGGAGGACGGCGCUGGUUUUCGGCAGAAAAGCCUGGCUUCUGGAUGCUUUUGAGGUUUUCACCUCUUUAUUGAGAAGCCAGGGCACAGCAUUUUCCCACUAUCCCUUGUCUCCCUGCUUGGACCAGUCUGGAGAAACAUGGUUUGUCACCUGCUGUGUAUGGGUGACUGGUUGGCCAAGAGGUUUGUGUACCCACCAUGCAGGCACAGCCCUUAGAGUGCCAGUCUGAUGUGUCCAGAGGCUGCUAAAACAUCCAAGGAAGCUGCUGGUGCUGGGGAGCUCUCCCAGAGCCCUCCAACAUUGAUGCAGGAACUUGUGAGAGCCAAGCCCUGAGCCCUGCUGUCAUGGAGCUGCAUGAGGAUGUUGCGUGGCUCCCUGAGACAGGUCAGUUCCAGAGGGGAGCAGUGAGGAUCUGUGCUGUUUGCUCACAAGGAUAUUGGGAGAAGCCAGCCUGCUGACUCUCUGGGCAGCAGAGCUGCAUCAUGGUCCUUAUCCUUUCCUCCACCCUUGCACCUGCAAGUCCUCAGUGUUUCAGGGCAGGAGCUGUUUCCUGGAGGGCAUAAGCAGACCAUGUCCAGUGUGUCAUGUCUGGGUUUUCUGGAGUGAGGUGGUUUGGGAGGGUUCCACAUUUUGCUGUGUGCAUGGCAGAGGGUGAGGUUGAGCAGUGUCUCCAACAAGCAGCACUCGUUGCAGGCCUUGGGAAUAUUAUUUUCCAGCUGCAGGCUGGUCCCCGGAGACCUGCUCUCACUGGCUGCAGAGCUGUAGUUCUGGGUCUUCCUUGGCUACCCUGGAAAGCAGGAUGAAGGUUUUUAGCUCAACCAUGCAGAGCAGAGGACUGGCCUGCAGUACUGUGUUAGGAGCUGCUUUCUCUCAGGUGAUCCAGGCCUCUGGCAUCUCUCGCUGUUGCCCCUGGGAAGGGAGGGCUCAUGUUCUGCUCCUUCUUCCUCCAACCCUGGCAAUGCUGAGGCGCGGUCCCCUCCGGCAGGUUGUCUUUUCCCUACUGUGCUGGUGGGGCUCCCUAGUUGCGUUUGCAUUUUGAGCCAAGUGUCUUAGUUGGUUUUCUCUCCGUGCCUGUGCUUUGGGAAAGUGGUGAACAAUAAAAAUCUGCCGUUGAGAGCUGUAGCAGAGGUCAGGCAGCUCCUGUGCCCCAGGCUGCUCUCUUGUCACUGCACAGUUGUGCUUUGUGCGCGGGGGCUGUCAGCUUGAAAGUCAUGUUUUUGCUCUUAAAACCAACCUCGGGCACUGGUGUGGGGCUCUCUGAGUGAUGUACGGGGACGUAUUGCAGCAAACCUCCUUUGCACUUAGGGAAGUGGUCACUCCCUUUUUUGGUGCAUCUUGUAAGCAGCCUCUUGGCAGUUUUUUAAUCAAGGACAAAGGAGUGUAAAUGGUUGCUGAAAAUCAUGAGUUUCUCUGAACUCCUUCCUGAAAAUGAUCGUUGCAGGUUGUCGGUGUCCCUGCAGGCUUCUUAAAAUGCAAAACAAACCACCCAGCCCAACUUCCUGACUGUCACUAGUACUUUCAAGAGACGCUUCAUUUUGCUGAAUGGUAACAAAACUGCUCUCUGCCAUCCACCAGCUCCUGGCUCUGCCUGUGUCCUUUUGCAGGAGCUGCUCUGGCCGAGUGCAGUGGAGAGCAGUGGGGAAGGUGUCUGGAGCCUGGCCCCUCCUGCCCUUGGCUGCUCACUUGACAGAUGCCAUUAACACUGUCCACAGCAUGUAGAGACCAGGCUAGACUCAGAGAUGCUUGUGGAGAGGUGACAGAUGAGCUGGGGACUCAGGGAUGCUGUGUGGGGAAGGGAAAGAGGGGUGAUCCCUCCUCCCUGAGCUGGCUCUGCCCCAGGACAUUGGGGCGAGAUCUGUUUUAGGAAAGGGCAGUCUGAAAUGAGAACUAAAAGUGAAGGGCAGAGGAGUAUGGAGUCCUGAAGAGCAGUGUCUUGUAGUAGGAAGGAAAAGAAGGACCAGGGAGGCUCCUCAGGCAGCAGGAGCAGGGGAUGGACAUGGUAACAUUUGCUUUUUUCCUCCCACCCAUGUGCAACUGAGCUGUGGAAGUGGCUCCUGCAAGAUGCCUGGGCAGACAGAGGUGUGUGUAGUUCAGCGUUCUUCUGUUCAGGGGAGAAGGAAGAGGCCACCCAGGAGAGAGGAGGACCCAACCCAUUCCAUGAUGCUGCUGAGCUACAGAGGUGGCCAAGCUGGACCCAGUUGCUGCCCCUGCAGCCUUCUGGUCAUACUAUUCAGGUUGUGCUGGUAUUUCUAGGGCAAACGAAGGAAGGUGGAGAUCUCUGCAGAUUAUUUACCCUGUCCUAAGGAAGUGAAGGCUUGUUGCAAGCUUAGUGUUUAUUUGUGAGUGUUCACUCUGCUUUGAACUUGCUGGGUGGUGUCAGCUGGGGUAGGUGUCAGGUGUGGAUGCUGCUUAUGAGGUCUUGGAUUGCUACAGGCUCCUUUGGGGAGGAAGGCGCUGCUAGUUCUCCCUCUGCAGUGCAGCUCAGCCAUGCUAUUAGACAUCAGAGAAUCCACGUGGGAGAGAUCGACAGGAAACUGGGCGUUAUCAGUUCCGCUGCCUGUGCAGCUACUCGCUCCUCAUGUCAGCAUCCUCCACGUGUGUGUGGCUGGAGGCGUUUGAUGGGAGUGCUGUCAGCCUGGGGGUGGGAGUGGGUGGCGUGUGAUCGCGGCGGAGGCGUCCUGCCUCCACUGCCAGUGAACUCGGCUCCACCGGCUGUGUGGAGCAGGGAGGGAGCUCCUUGCUCCCCCAUAUCCACGGUGAAGCGCUUCACCCUACUGAUGUUGGGGUGUCCCAUGUCCUCUGGUGCUUGUGUUGGGCCUUGGAUAGAGUAGGGACACUCCUGCUGCUCCUCCCUUCCUGCAGUCUGAGAGCUUCUGUGUUCUUGGUGCUGGUUUCUUCAUGUUCUUUUACGAGGCCUUGGGUGGAAAAGAGAAGGAUCUGGGGCCUCUUUCUCUCCCUGGACUUGUGUGAGAGGCCCAGGAGAACGUGGAGGUGAAUUAUUGGCAUGCUGAGUGUCAGGGAGAACACAGGACACACCAAGCCUCUGGUGGGAGAUGUGCUCUCACCACUGGAUCACCCUGGCUAAUCCUGUGUGAGACCUGACCCAUAUAUGGGGCAAGGGAGGUGGCAUGUCUGUGGCAGCAGAUGGUCUCUUAAAGAGUCUGGGCUCAGGGAGACUUUGUCCUGCUGGCCCCUGGCUAUCCUGAAGGAAAGGAUGGGCCACCUGUCGGCUGUAGAGCAGCCAGGUUCAGCCUGAGCAGCCCCUGCAGGUGGAGUGCUUUCUAAGGCUUACAGGCUGUCCCACUCACCGGGGGUGUCACAGGUCUCUGUGGCUGGACUGGGAUCUCUUGUCCUGGCCCCAAAGUGCUGACCAGCCUUGCUGUAGCAUCAUUUGGGCCCCUCACAUGGCUUUUCAGGCAGAGCUCUGUACUUGGGGCAGUGCUGGUGUCUGUGUGCAUGGCUGUGUCCCUGAUACAGUGUGGGCAGAGCUGUUUCCACAUGCUCUGAUGCUGUGGCUGGAUGUGUGGUGCCCCAUCCUCACUGGGCACAGCCGUGUGCAGUGUGGCUGUGCCAGGGGAACGAUCCAGCCUGGCUGGGCAGGGAGCGUGAACAGCGUGUGAGCUGAGUUCCAUCGAUGGCUUCUCCUGAUGCCAUCCUGAGGACAUCGAUAGCUGCUGCUCGCAGGGGAGCUGGUGAUGCUGGGGCAGCUCUGGAAGGGAGUAUCUGCACAGAUACCCACCAUCUGUGGCCUCUGCCUGCUGCCAGUGCUCUGCCCAGAUUCAGACCAUGUCCUGGCAGCCUUGUGAAGUUGCAGUGCUGCCUCUGCCCACAAACAAUGGCAAGGUCAAAGGGCAGAGCGCUGUUUUCCUUCUCUUUCUUCCCUGUAGUCCCCAGCUGCUGGAGCAAAGAGGCUGUAGUGGAACAGACCUGGAGGGUGGUUGUUCAGGUUUGGGCUGAUUCAAUCCUUUGGCUCUUCCUGCUGGAGUUCUUGCCUGAGUGCGUGGCUCUGACACCAUCAUAGUUCUGCCCUGCUGUGCUACCUUCCUGUCCUGUGUGUCCCCUACUAUGGGGACAGAAGCAGUUGGCUGUGGUGCUACUGACAAUCAUGGUAGAGGGAUCUUGCCCCAGAAUGCUCUGUAUCCUGGAGGAUCCUUGAGCCUGGUGUAGCUCCUCCUGCACGCCUGGAUGCGGGGUGAAGAGGUGAGAACCUUGUGAAGGGCCUGAAGGGACCUGGCACAGGGCUGGAAUCGGGCAAAGCUGAAUCUGACUGCUCAUUGCAACAAUGAGCCACUGAAUUGUUAAAUCGUCGAUCUGAGGUUUUCUUUGAAAGGGGUGAUGCUACAAAUUAAUUAGCUCCCUUUUGGUUGUUAGCACUUUAAAGCCCAGCUGUCAGGGGAGGGCUGGUUUAUAGGCAUUACAUCAGGGCUGCCGGCUGGCUCGCUCGCCUACCUGGGAAUUUCUAAGUGUGCGUUGUAACCGGGGGAAAUUUGGCUCAGAUGCAGCAUCUGGCGCUGAGUGAAGCUGCUGCGAUGCGCUGUCCUGAGCACGGGGAUUUGAGUGGUGCCCGAGCUGUGCUGCCGGGACACACCGGGAGGCGGUGGCUCGGCCUCCCGGUGUGCAGCGCCCGGGGAGCCGGUGCCUCUGCCUCUCCGUGCCCAGCUCUAAGCGUUAGGGUGACUCACUCAGGUGAGAUCCAGGUGUGUGCAGGAGAUGGUCCGAGUAGUUCCUGCUUCUUAAUUAAUUUGAGAGAACAGGAGGCUUUUCUGAAGCAGAAGGGGCUUUUCUGGUGCAUGAAAGUUUGAACUGGCUACAGGUGCCCUGGGAUAGCCGUCGGUGCGGGCAAAGGGCUCGAUGUGCGGAGCGGGAGGGGAGCAGCUGCUCCGUGCCCCCGUCCGAGUGCGGGAGGUGUUGGGGAGCCGAGCCCCUGCUUCCCCACCCCCGGGUUUUUGUGCCCACCGGCACAGAAGCACGCCGACUCCCGGGCACACGGGGCCGCCGUUCCCGCUGCCCACCGGGCCCACGGAGCUGCCAGCUCGGUGCGCAGGGGCCCGGGAGUGAUGCGGGGGCACAGCCGAAGGUACGGUGCCACCGGGCUUAAGGCCUGUCCCAGCGGGGCACUGUGGGCGGUGGCGGCACCGGGCCGCUUGAGAAGGGCGGUGGGUGCCCGGUGCCCCCGUUCAGGGCCAGCCCCGGUGGUCCCGGGCCGGGGUCGCUGCCCCGCGUGGCGGCCCCGCGCUCCAAGAUGGCUGCGGACCGUGACACGCCUGGUCACGUGGGACGCGCGCGCGCCGCGCCGCCCCCCCCCGGUGCCCCCGGCCGCCCCCCGCUCCCCCCGCGCCAGCCGCGCGCGCCCCCGGUGCCCCGGGCGCUGGGACUCGGUCCGGUGCGUCCCGCCGCCUCUUAAAGGGACACGCACCCCCCGCGCACCCCGGCCCGCCGCUGCCGCUCCGCGCCGCGGAAAACAAAGAGGCACCGGAAACAGCGGCGGCGGGGAGGGGGCCGGCCCGGCGGGAGGCGGGCGGGAGGGAGGGAGGGGAGGGCCGGCGGCGGGCCGGCGGGGGGGCAGGCCCGGGCCCGGCGUCGGCGAACAAAGAGCGGCGGGAGGGAGGGGCGGGGGCGCCGCAGCGGCACCGGAGCGGCGGCCCAGGCCAUCGGUGCAGAAUUCAAGGUGCUGGUGUCUUGCCCUGCCUGGAGCCUGAGAUCCCGCGUGCCCAUCCGCCUCCCGCCGUCACCAAUGCGACCAUGGGAACUGGCAGUGAAUAGGCGGCCGCCCUCUGCCCCUUUUGCCCAGCGCCGUUUCUCAGGGGGACCCUGCAGCAGCCCCGACCACCUCCGGCGAAGCCCCUCUGCCAGGCGUCAGUGGGGACGACGCGACCGACCUCUGGCAACCCUGCUGGGCCAGGAUGAGCCCCAGGUGCACCCUGCCUUCCCCCAGCAGCCGCACAUCCCUGUAGAUGAGCCCCGUGCCUACGCUCUUCCCAGCACGCCGCCACGAAUGCUUCACCCAGCUGCUCACCCACCCCACCAGAACCCAUUCAUGGUGGAUCUGCAUGACCAGGUGCACCAGGGACCUGUCCCUCUCUCCUACACGGUUACCACCGUAACGACACAAGGCUUCCCCAUCCACGCUGGCCAGCACAUCCCUGGGUGCAGCACCCAGCAGCUCCCAGCAUGCUCAGUGAUGUUCAGUGGACAGCACUACCCGCUCUGCUGCCUCCCACCCCCGCUGAUUCAGGCAUGUGCCAUGCAACAGCUUCCCGUCUCCUACCAGACAUUCCCCCCCAUCAUCUCCAGCGACCAUUACAUCCUGCACCCACCCCCGCCGCCAGUGCCCCCCCACCAGCCGCCCCACAUGGCCCCCCUGGGCCAGUUUGUACCUCUCCAAGCCCAGCAUCCACGUAUGCCUCUGCAGAGGAUAGACAAUGACGUGGACCUGCGAGGGGAACAGCACCCCAUCGCAGGCUUCACAUACCCUCCGUCUCACCAUGCCCCCACACUGUCGCCCUCCAUGCCGCUGCAUUACCUCCCCCACGACCCGCUGCACCAAGAACUGCCGUUUGGCGUGCCAUACCCCCACAUGAUGCCCCGGCGGCUGAACACCCAGCGGUACCGGCUGCAACAGGCGCUGCCCCCACCGCCACCCCCUCCGCCGCCGCCUCCAUACUAUCCGAGCUUCCUGCCCUAUUUCCUUUCUAUGCUUCCUGUGUCGCCAACAGCCGUGGGGCCCACGAUCAGCUUAGACCUGGACGUGGAUGAUGUGGAGAUGGAGAAUUACGAGGCACUGCUGAACUUGGCUGAGCGGCUGGGGGAGGCCAAGCCACGGGGACUCACCAAAGCAGACAUUGAGCACCUCCCGUCCUACCGCUUCAACCCCGAGAGCCACCAGUCUGAGCAGACCCUGUGCGUCGUGUGCUUCAGUGACUUUGAGGCCCGGCAGCUUCUCCGCGUCCUGCCCUGCAACCACGAGUUCCACGCCAAGUGUGUCGACAAAUGGUUAAAGGCAAACCGCACGUGCCCGAUCUGCCGGGCGGACGCGUCGGAGGUGCAGCGGGAGGCGGACUGAGGCUGGCGGGCGCUGUGCCGCACAAUUCACUAGAGGACAAGGACGCCGGGCUCGGGCGGGGGCCGCUGCCCGCUGCUGGGGCCUGACCCUGCGCUUACCCCCCCUCCCCAAAGCCUCUCCUCGGAUGUGGUGAGCAUUGAGCAGCCCGGGCUCCCGGCCAGCCCUCCUCCUCCCCGCCGGGGCACGGACUCGGCCGGACGCCUGCCCGCUGCGCUCCCAGGGCCCCGAAUCGUGUUGUGCUGGAGGCGGGAGGUGCGUGGCCGUGCCCUCUGCGCUCCAAAGACGCUGUUGUUGCUCCAUCACUUUCCAGGUCUUUGUACUCUGCUAGGGAAUUAGUGGUUUUUCUCUUUGUCACUAUUUUUUUUUACGAUAGUUUUUUUUUUUUCCUUGUUUCCUUUUCAUUUCCAUCACGUUUUUGGUUCCUUGGCCGUUUGCCCUAGGGGCAUGCAGACGGCUCCUCCCCUCGGCGUUGCUCUCGAGGACGCGGGGAGGAGAGGAGGGAGCGCUGAGGGUGUGAUGCCGGCGGCACCCCGGCCCCGGGGACAGCCGGAGGAGGUGGCUGGCGGAGUGCGGCCAAGGUGGGACACCAGCAACCCCGCGGCAUGGCUGGGGCAGAAAGGCAGGAACACAGGAAUGCCUCUGUCCCCGCUCCUGUGCGCAGCCUGGCACGGCCUCUCCUGCCUCGGCUGCCCUGGGGAGCCCCAGCGGGCUAUGGCUGCUUGGGGUCUUUUGCCAGUGGGAGGAUGGUGCUGGCGGAGCCCUGGCCCCUCUCCCUGUUCAUUCCCCUGUGCCUGGCCAGCGCAGCUCCCGGGGCCAGGCCAUGUGGCAUCCCACAAGGCAGCCAAGCUUGAGGAGGAGUCACCAACCCCAUCCCUAGGGCUUUGGGCAUGUGGUGUCCCCGGAGUGCUGCCUAGCCCCCGGCUCCUGCUCAUUUCUCUGUCCCGACGACGUAAAUCAAGGUAGCCCCACGCCCCGUCCUGCUGGCUGGACGGCGCGGUUUCCCCGGCUGGUGGGCAGCGAGGGGCCGGCUGGGCGGCCCCCAGAGCAGGGGAGGUUUUAUUCACAACCUCGUGGAGAAUUUUCAAUGCUACCCUGGCCUUGGCCCGGCUGGUGCGGGGGAAGCUGUGAGCGGUCCCCUUGCCACCGUAUCCCCCCUGCCCAUGCAGGGGCCGGGGGAGAAGCCGCCACGCCGCCGCCCGGCUCCAUCAAUCCCGCGUGGCCGUUGUUUUGCAUGAUUAAUUAGCGAGGAGGGUGACGGGAGGCGGUGGCAGGGGUGGUGGUGAGAGCACCGCCCUCCCCUCCUGGCGCGUCGCUGACGCCUGGGAGCUUCCGAGCGGACGCCAGCCCUAUGUAAAUGUUCACAAAUAUGCAUGCAUGUCUGACCAGCUUGGAACGUGGUCUUGGCUACGUCUAGCCGGCUGUGGGGUGAGGGGGGGUGGGGAGAGGGGUUUUUGUGCUCAGCUGAUACUGCCAUGCACUGUACUGCACAUGUCCGCAACGCCACAGCAGGACCGUGAGACUUUCAGGGCCGUCCCCGCGGGGUCCGCGCCCGCGGCGGCGGCGUGUGCAAGGGACCGGGGCGGGAGGGGGCGGCUCCCCGCGGGGCGGGGGGCAGGCGCGGGGCUGGCCCCCGGCGGUGGCUCGGUCGGGUGCGAGGUGAGGGGCCGCGCCUGGCACACGGGUGGGCACCAUGGUGUUGCCCACGCUGAGGGCCGGAGGGCAGUGCCAGCCACCGGUGGGCCGGCCCCGGACACUGCCCGGUCGGGCGCGGGGGGCGACGAGCGGCGGGGGGCUACGGGCCAGCUCCCCCUCGCCGCCCUGUCCCACCUCUCCGGCGGCCGCCCUCCAUGCGGAGCGCCGAGGGCCCCGGCCCGGCGCCACCCGCUCCGCCCUGGCGCGGGCGCUGGCACCGCUGGGCUCGGUGCCCCUUGGGCAGGACCCCGGCCCCCUCCCCGUCCCUCACUCAGUGACAGAUAACCAAAGGAGUCCCCGGCUUCGCGCCCCCGGAGACGCCCCCCUCCUCCCCUCCCGCCCUCGCGGUGCCCAGGGAGCCAGGAAAGCCUUACGGUCCUUUGACGGCGACUCGAAAGCUCACAGCUCGUGUGCUGCAGAAUUUAUUCCAAUGAGCAGCUAAAAGUAUCAUUUAAAAAAAAAUAACAAAAAGAAAAAAUGACAAAAAAAAAAUACUAAAAAACAAUUAUUUAGGGUGUUUGUGAUUGCUGACUGCGCUGUAGAUACCACUGUUUACCAAUGAAUUCCUGUGGUGGGAUAGUGGACUGUUUACUGUUCUAUUAUACCAGUCCCCGGGCCCUCCGGUGGGACCCCCGCGUUCCCCGCGGCUCCCCGGAAGGUGCUAGGACGUGUGUUCUGUGUUAGAAAGUUUUUAUAUAUAUAUAUAUAUAUAUAAAUAUAUAUAUAUAAUUUUUUUUGCUCUGUUACUUGCACAUUUUACAGUUACCUCAUUUUUCCCAUGUAUGUAUUUGAAAAAAGGCUAAUAUAUAGAAAAAAAAGGUUCUUAAAGCUCUAAAAGUGUUUGUUUUUUUCCAUUCCAUUGGAAUCAUAUUGGUUUUGUAGCAUUUAACAUAACUAGUAUGUUGUAUUAUAUAUAUGUGUAUUAUACUGAUUGAAAUUUUUAACAGAUUUGUACUUUUUUUAAAAUGAAAGUUGCUAGUUCUGCUUGACCAAGUAGUGCAAUCAUUAUUUUUUUUAAUGUUGUGGCUGAUUUUGAGAGGGAUAUUCACUAAUAAAUGUAUGAUGUAUACCAACA